UGUCUAACCACACGCACAAACUGAGGCGCAGCUGAAGACGAACACAGCAUAUUCCGAACCUUCAAAAUGUCAGGCGUUGCAAGUAGGCUUCAGCACUUCCGAGACAAAUCAAAUGGGAUUGGAACCAACUCUCAGGCUGUGAAAUUCCUGAACCAGGACUAUGAGAGGCUGAGGACGAGUUGCCUGGAAGGAGGAUAUCUGUUUCAGGAUGACAGCUUUGAGCCUCUGCCCUCAUCCUUGGGCUACGAUGAACUUGGACCAAAUUCCUACAAAGUUCGGGGCAUCACCUGGAUGAGACCCACGGAAUUAUGCUCCAAUCCACAAUUCAUAGUUGAAAGUGCCACCAGGACUGAUAUUUGUCAGGGAGCACUGGGUGACUGCUGGCUCCUGGCAGCCAUCGCCUCCUUGACGCUCAACAAACCGAUUUUAUCUCGCGUCGUACCCCACGAUCAAAGCUUUGAGGAGAACUAUGCCGGCAUCUUUCACUUUGAGUUCUGGCAGUUUGGUGACUGGGUGGAUGUGGUGGUUGAUGAUAGAUUACCCACAAGAGAUGGAAAGCUGCUGUUUGUUCACUCGGAGGAGGGGUCAGAGUUUUGGAGCGCGCUGCUGGAGAAGGCCUAUGCUAAGCUAAAUGGAUGCUACGAGGCUCUUUCUGGGGGAAGCACCAUGGAGGGCUUUGAGGACUUCACUGGAGGCAUUGCUGAGAGGCAUGACCUGAGCAAGCCGGAUCCACAUCUCUUUCAUAUCAUCAAGAAGGCCUUGAGCAGAGGCUCCCUUCUGGGAUGCUCCAUUGAUAUCACCAGCGCGUCCGACUCAGAAGCCAUCACACAUCGCAAGCUGGUGAAGGGCCAUGCUUACUCUGUGACAGGAGCAGACCAGGUGGAGUACAGAGGAGACAGGGUGCAGCUCAUCAGGAUUAGGAACCCGUGGGGUGAGGUGGAGUGGAAUGGAGCCUGGAGUGACAAUUCUUCUGAAUGGAGAUAUGUGAAUGAUGAUGACCGCCAAAGGCUGACCAACCGCUCUGAGGACGGAGAGUUCUGGAUGUCCUUCUCUGACUUCCUGCGUCAAUAUUCACGCCUUGAAAUCUGCAACCUCACCCCAGAUGCUCUCACAGGAGACGAGUACAAGAAAUGGGCAGAGACAGAAUUUGAGGACACAUGGAGAAGAGGCGUGUCAGCUGGAGGAUGCAGAAACUAUGCAAACACCUUCUGGAUGAAUCCUCAGUUUGUCAUAAAGCUGGAUGAGGUGGACGAUGACCCUGAUGAUGGCGAGGAAGACGGCUGCACCUUCAUUGUUGGGCUGAUGCAGAAGAACAGGCGCCGCAUGAGGAAAAUAGGGGAGGACAUGGAGACCAUUGGCUUUGCCAUCUAUGAGCUGCCUGAGGAGUACUCGGGCAAAAGGCAGGUGCACCUAAAGAAAAACUUCUUCAUGUACAACUGUUCAGCCGCGCGCUCCGAGACCUUCAUCAACCAGCGAGAGGUGUGCAGCCGCUUCCAUCUUCCCCCUGGAGAAUAUCUCAUCGUCCCCUCCACCUUUGAGCCCAACAAGAACGGAGACUUCUAUGUGAGGGUGUUCUCUGAGAAGCCGGCCGAUUUCCAAGAGAUUGAUGAUCCUGUUGACUGCCAUGUUGAGCAGGUUGAUAUUGAUGAAGACGACAUCUGCGACAGAUUCCAGAGACUGUUCGGACAGCUUGCUGGACAUGAUGCAGAGAUUUCUGCAUUCGAGCUGCGGGGAAUCCUCAACAGAGUGGUAGCUAGGAGAAAUGACAUCAAAACUGAUGGGUUCAGCCUGACAACUUGCCGUAACAUGGUCAAUCUGCUGGAUAAAGAUGGAAGUGCCAAGCUGGGUGUUGUCGAAUUUAGGAUCCUGUGGACAAAGAUUGAGAAGUUCCUGGAUCUGUACAAAGAGAGAGAUGCAGAUCAAAGCGGAUGUAUGAGCUCCUCUGAGAUGCGGAUGGCUGUUGAGGCUGCUGGUUUCUCACUCAACAACCCGCUGCAUCAGAUCAUUGUGGCCCGCUACAGUGAGCCGGACCUCACCAUUGACUUUGACAACUUUGUGUGCUGCCUGAUCCGCCUUGAGUCACUUUUCAAAACCUUCAAGGCCCUGGACGAGGAUGGGUCUGGGAAAAUAAAAUUGGACUUUAAGCAGUGGCUCAAUGUGUCGAUGGUGUAAACAAGCUCUGGCGGCUGAAGAAUCCAGACUUGUGUUGAAGUGAAGAGUCAUCAUAUUUGAACAUUCAUUUGCUUGUUGGUUUUAUUCAAUCAUGAAUUGUAUCUUGUAUACAACUUAAUCAAAGAAUAGUAAUUAUGAGGGGAAAUAAUUUCUUAUGGUUUGAUUGACUGUGAACAUAAUAAAACCACAAAUAAGAA
Molecule: messenger RNA, 2369 nt
Organism: Stegastes partitus (bicolor damselfish)
Lineage: Eukaryota; Metazoa; Chordata; Actinopteri; Pomacentridae
Product: calpain-2 catalytic subunit-like
Exons: 21
Coding region: 67-2172 (701 amino acids)
Biological process (GO): proteolysis
Cellular component (GO): cytoplasm
Molecular function (GO): calcium ion binding; calcium-dependent cysteine-type endopeptidase activity
Source: RefSeq, a predicted model, not a curated record